AUGGACAUUAUUUUUAGUUCCUCGAGUUUGAUUGGGGAGUUCAAUAGAGUGUCUAAGACAGGUGGGGCUUCAAGGGAUGAUGAAGUUAUCUGUCGUCAAUGGGUUUGGUUAAAACCGGUUCAGGAUGAAGUGAAAAUUAAUGUGGAUAGGGCUUUUUGCAAGGAUUCUAGUGUUGCGGCCAUUGGUGUUGUGGCUAGGGACGCGUAUGGUAUGGUGAUUGGGGGUUUUUCUAAGAAGAUUGAGCCUCCAUUUUCGGCCGAGUCAUCGGAAGCUGCUGCGUUUACGGAAGGCAUUCGGAUGGCUUUCGAGAAUGGGUGGAAUAAAGUUGUUAUUGAAGGUGACGCCAUAUCCAUUGUCCACAGGUUGGCUAAUCAGGUGACGGGAAAGAUUCAUGAUUUAUCUACAAUUAGAUUGCUGCUCAAUGAGGCUAGACAAAUGUUAGUUAGAUUUCUUACUUUUAAAGUGCAUUAUGUAUGUAGGGAAGCUAAUCGUGUCGCCCAUUCUCUUACGCAUUAG
This is a messenger RNA of Hibiscus syriacus, 516 nucleotides long. RefSeq lists its product as uncharacterized. Lineage: Eukaryota; Viridiplantae; Streptophyta; Magnoliopsida; Malvales; Malvaceae. Gene Ontology annotation, molecular function: RNA-DNA hybrid ribonuclease activity; nucleic acid binding. The record is from RefSeq and is a predicted model, not a curated record. The transcript has a single exon. The coding region runs from base 1 to 516 and encodes 171 amino acids.